AUGGCGCGAAUCACUGCUGCUCUUGCUGUGAUUGCCUUUUUUGCUAUAUUUCCGAGCAUGGAGGCAACACAGUAUAUUGUUGGUGAUGACCAAGGUUGGAGUUCUGAUGUUGAUUACUACUCUUGGAUUGCUGGCAAAACUUUUCAUGUUGGAGAUUCUUUAGUUUUCAAUUAUACAUCUGGCGAACACAAUGUGGUUGUAGCAGCAAAUUCUGAUGUGUAUGAUCAGUGUGCUACUACUCCAAACUUUGGAGUCUGGAUAGGUGGCAGUGACGUCUUUACAGUGCCCACCACAGUUUUCAGUUACUUCCGACCUGCACACAAUGUGGUUGUAGCAGCUAAUAUUGAAGUGUAUGGUGAAUGUGCCACAUCUCCAAAUCUGGGCGUGUAUAAUCGUGGAAUGACGUGA
Rosa chinensis is the source of this 408-nucleotide messenger RNA. Its product is annotated as blue copper protein. Gene Ontology annotation, molecular function: electron transfer activity. The transcript has 3 exons. Lineage: Eukaryota; Viridiplantae; Streptophyta; Magnoliopsida; Rosales; Rosaceae. Bases 1 to 408 code for a protein of 135 amino acids. The record is from RefSeq and is a predicted model, not a curated record. Gene Ontology annotation, cellular component: plasma membrane.